GUUCCGACUUGUUGCGUUGCAAAUGGAAGAGCUCCGGCGCAAAGCGAUGAUGCCAAAAUCAAGGAUCAAAAAGCUGCUUGAAAAAAUUCCGGAAAGCCUGGAUGAAUUUUACGACCGAAUAUUAGGGGAGAUCGAUCCCGAUUUUGUGCAACAGGCAAUUAUUGCUUUCCAAUGGCUCGCAUUUUCCGCUCGGCCGUUAAAACUCCCAGAGCUCGCCGAAGUGCUCUCAAUUCAUGCCGAGGACGAGUGUCUGGUGGAUCCAGACGACAAACCAGCAGACAAUUGGGGCGUCUUUGAGAUACUCCCGAGAAGCAUGGUUACCGCAGUGGAAGGAAAGGGCCCGAACAGAUCCCUAGACGAGAGAAUCACAGAAGUGUUCUCAUCCGACGAGGCUCGGGAAAGAUGGAACGGGAAGAACCUUGGUGUCCAACUUUCUCACUUCUCCGUUAAGGAAUAUUUUCUGCGAAAUCGUGCCAUGGAUGAGCCGCUAUCGAAGUUUCAAUUUGACGAAAAGAGAGCCCACAACGUUAUUGCGGCUGGAUGUUUUGCUUACCUUUUCUAUAUUGCACAGAACUUGAACCUGGACACUAUAGAUAACUUCCCCCAGAGACCGUACUACAAACAGUACGAAGAAGAUAGAAACAAGUGGGAAAAGUGUGUUGCAAACGACUAUCCAUUACUCGCAUUCUCCGCAAAAUGCUGGCCACUUCACGUUGAAAUACUGGAGGCAAACGCAAACGAACGCUUGGAGUCGCUACUUUUCCGCUUUAUGAAACGUGGCGAGCCAGCAUUCCCACUAUGGAGGGCGCUUGUAUGCCAUCGUAGGGGACUCCCUGAAAUAGGUCUUCACAAGGAAACACCAAUACACCUUUCGGAAAAUUCCGCUCUGACACUCUGGUCCGAUCAUUGUCUCUCAUACAUGAUUUGGCUGGGACUGGACCACGUUGUUAAAUUGCUUCUUCAACGUCAACCGCCGCCUCAUGAGCCCUCUUUAGAGCAUUUCCAAUUUCGGAUGUCUGACAAGCUAUUUGAUAAGUCUCAAUUACUGCUUGCCCAGGCUUCUGGUAUUAAUCAUCCUUGGCUAAUAGAAUUUCUCCUCGACCAUGGGGUUAACGUAAAUUCUGUCAUCUUAGUUGGAAGAAACUAUCCCCCGAGUUACCCGAAAGAAGCAACAGCUCUGGUACUGGCGGCAGAGAGUGGAAGCUUUGAGGCGGCGAAGCUACUGUUCAAUCGGGGUGCCAACGUAAACGAUACUAUCAGCAAUUACGGUGAUCCUGUGACAGCUCUAAAAAUGGCUUUACUAAAUGGAUACCCACGCCUGGCACGGUUUUUGAUCGAAAACGGAGCGCAUGUGAACUUUCCCAAAGGCAAAAAUCAAGUUCUACUUUACGCAGUUCGUGUUGGUCAUUCCGCAACGAAGCUGGUUUUAGAAAUGGGUGCAAGCGAAGACUCACAGCGACUUGCUGCAAGAUACUUCUCUGCAAGAUCCCGCGAUAAAUCUGGCAUACCUGGCCGGAGCGAGUAUUUUUCUGAAAAACUGAAGAUGCUUGAUGCAUGUAUAGGAGAAGUCUUUGGCGAGGACGCGCGCUCCAAAAUCAUGCGGGAAUGCAUCUCCGAUGAAUGAUUUCGUCUCAACAAGUUCGGCUCAACGUUCAUUUUUCACUUUUUUCUUAAGCGAUAUCUCAGUGUUGUUUAGAUUUCUGGGAAUUUGGAGUACGGACUCAGCGUUUAUCCUAUUG
Molecule: messenger RNA, 1739 nt
Organism: Aplosporella prunicola CBS 121167
Lineage: Eukaryota; Fungi; Ascomycota; Dothideomycetes; Botryosphaeriales; Aplosporellaceae
Exons: 2
Coding region: 23-1624 (533 amino acids)
Molecular function (GO): protein binding
Source: RefSeq, a predicted model, not a curated record